Sinocyclocheilus rhinocerous is the source of this 2307-nucleotide messenger RNA. It is a transcript of the gene thnsl2, whose product is annotated as threonine synthase-like 2. Bases 3 to 1331 code for a protein of 442 amino acids. Gene Ontology annotation, molecular function: pyridoxal phosphate binding. NCBI's taxonomy places the organism in Eukaryota, Metazoa, Chordata, Actinopteri, Cypriniformes, Cyprinidae. The transcript has 7 exons. The record is from RefSeq and is a predicted model, not a curated record. Gene Ontology annotation, biological process: 2-oxobutyrate biosynthetic process; dephosphorylation.
GGAUGCAUUACUGCAGCACGCGUGCAGGCGUUCAGGGCCGCAGCUUCAGAGACGUACUGUUCUCUGGAUACGCUGCAGACGGAGGCAUGUUCAUGCCCGAGACCAUCCCAUCACUGUCUCCUGAAACACUGCUCACGUGGAGCCGUCUGUCCUACCAGCAGCUGCUGUGUGAGAUCUGCUCCCUCUACAUCCCUGAGCAGGAGAUACCGCGACAUGAUCUAGAGGGGCUCAUUUCGCAGGCGCUGUCUAGCUUCUCCAUACCUGAAGCUGUGAGACUGGUUCAGCUGAAGGACUCGCUGUCCAUCCUGGAACUGUUUCAUGGAGAAACGCUGGCGUUUAAGGAUCUGGCCAUGUCCUGUACCUCUCAGUUCCUGCAGUACUUCCUGCGCAAAGAUGGCAAACGGGCCACAAUUCUAGUAGGUACGUCGGGCGACACGGGCGGCUCGGCCAUCAGAAGUGUGUUGGGUCUCAGUGAGGUGGACAUAGUGGUGGUCUUUCCCCGCAGACGCAUCACCAGAGUACAGGAACGACAGAUGACCACCAGCAUAGCGGACAACGUCCAUGUGUUUGCAGCUGAUGGGACGUCUGACGACAUCGAUGUUCCACUGAGGAAACUGUUUGCGGAUCCAGACCUGGUGCUACGUCAUGGUCUCAUGAGUCUGAACUCUGUGAACUGGUCCAGGAUCCUGGUCCAGCUGGCACAUUUCCUGUUCGCAUACCUGCAGCUGAGCAUGCCGCAGGCCAAAGGAGACGCUCUGCCCGUGCUGGAGGUGCUGGUGCCCACAGGAGGAGCGGGAAACAUCACAGCUGCAUACAUCAUGAAGCUGAUGGGAAUCCCUCUGCGUCUCGUGGCCAUGGUCAACUCCAACGACAUCGUCCACCGCGCACUCCAGAGCGGAGAUUUCUCUAUGUCCGACUCCGUCAAGCAAACUCUUGCUCCUGCCAUCGACAUCCAGUUGUGUGAGGUGUUGUCAUCCGGGUCGGUGUCUGAUGACGGGAUACUGGAGGCCAUGAGGAGAUGCUGGCAGGACAAUCACUAUCUCAUCUGUCCGCAUACUGCUGUAGGCGUGUGGCAGCACUAUCACACACCCAUCAGACCCGGAGAAAACAGAUGCUGCAUAGCGACCGCAUCACCUGCCAAGUUUCAGGAGGCCGUGCAGAAGGCUGGUUUGACCCUUGACCUCCCUGAAGCAGUGCAGGCGUUAGACACGCUGGAGACGCGCUAUGAAGUUCUGGAGCGAUCAGACGACUGGGAGUCCAAGCUGAGACGACACAUAGAGUCCAUCAGCUCAAUGAGACGACUCGGAGCAGCAGCAGAGACCAGAGAUUGACAUGAAGAUGAUUUGAUGAGCAUUUAAAAUGCAUGAGUAUCCGAUUUGUUUUCAACACCUGAAAGACUCGCAGCACUUUUUGAUCAUGAAUGUCAUGCACCUGUUUUUUUUCUUCUUCUUCUUCUUGCUAAGAUUGUGAUCAUGAUAAUCUAGUGGUGUAAUUUUUAUAGUAUGCAUGAAGGCAGAGUACAAGUCCUGAUACAAUAUAAUUUUUUAUAAUGAACCAAGCAAAAUUGCAACUGAACUUGACUGCCAGUGAUUGCCCAGUGUUUUCAUGUGAAGAACACUGCAAUCGGCUUUUAGAUAAUACUGUGUUUCAUGGGAAAAACCCACCUCAAAUAAAAAUAACUUAUUAUUUAUAAUGAAACUUUACUUAACUUUCACUGUAAUAAUUAUUUAAUUAUUGUUUAAUAAUUAAAUAGUUGAAUUAUCAAUUGAACUUGAGAACAUGCAGUUUUAAUGCCUUUACUGCUGCUGUUCCAGAAUAGUAAGGAUAUUAUAAGUCCUGCAUUGAUUGAGUCUUCUAUAGAAACAAAUCGAUUGAAACCAUCAGCAGCACAAGGCUGAACUGCACAUUAUCACUGUGUUUAACUGCACGAGUUGUUCUCCGUACUCCUUCAGAGAAACGCACCACACUUGCGACUUGCGUCUUUUGACAUGCAGAGCAGUGGGUCCCCAGGACUGGAGUUAAGAACUACUGCAUUAAAUGAUAAACCUCUUCGGUUGUGUUGUGUCGACAAAUUAAUAUUUUGUAAAUGUUCGAUGGAUUCCUUAAACCACCGGCAUACAACAACUCCUUGUUUCUGCAUGAAUCUCAUAGGCUAAAUUAUAUUUUGUCUUUAAACUGCAACAACUUUGGGGCACUAUUCAAUUUAUACCUAGAAUAAUUGUGAAACUUAAUUCUGCAAAAGUAAAAAUAUUUGUCUUUUUGGCUCAAAAUCAAAUGCGCUUCUUCGAUUUGAAUAUCCAUUAUGCU